AUGAGUACUUCUACACCAAUGCAGUGUUCCUCACCCGCAGAACUCUUACAGCAACUUCACGCACAGUCCCAGAUCCUCGUCUGCCUACAAUGGCUGUGCGACUUUCAGGUACUGGCCUGCAUACCCUUGAAGCAAAUGCUUGCUUUCCACGAUGUUGCCGAUCUCGUCAACGUCCCCGAGGACCAUCUCACGAGAGUAGUGAGAAUGGUAGCCACCGUCCCAUUUCUAUCUGAGCCAAUACCUGGCUUCGUUGCACACAAUCAGCUCUCUGCGGAUUUUGUGGCUAGGCUAUCAUCCAGCGACGCUCUUUCAUUCAUUUGUGAUGUCUCACUUCCUUCUGCUCUACACAUGAGCCGAGCCACGAGAUUCUAUGGUGCUUCUGAACAGCCACUCGAGAGCUCGUUUAGCCUGCAAUCUGGAUCCACAAAAACAAUUCUGUCCGCUUGCGAGCAGGAUUCCAAAUUCCGGCGACAACUAUCUGCUCUUGAUGAAACUUUGGCGGCCUCCUCGGCGGGGCAGUUCAAAGAGCUGCUACUUGGCCUGGAUUGGGCGAGUAUGAAAGGGAACAAUUUGGUAGUACUCAUUGGAGCCCGAUCAACAGAACUACUGGACGUCGCAAACACAUUAACGGAGCGAUUUUCAUCUCUAAGUACGGUCAUCCAAAGCUGGGAACACAUUCCCCAUGGUGAAAUCCUCGAACUCAAGACCUCUUUAUCUUCAGUACUAGGGGGUACGCCGACGACCCCUGGCAUGGCUGGAGAUCGACUGAGAGUCCAGACCCGGUACCUUGGCUCACAACAGAAUAUCUACAAUGCCGCAGUCUAUAUAUUGAAAGUCCCAGUCCCAUCCGUGUUUGUUCAACACAAAGUGGUCCUCUCGCAGGUGGUGGCUGAACUACGAGCACAUCGUAGCAUCUUGAAAGCUAACCCUGCCGCUACCCUCAUACUAGUUGCUUGGAUGGUCCCGACCGUUGUGGGUGUUUUAGAUCCGAAAACCGAAGCCGCACUGCGCUGUCGCGACUUGGUUCUACAUCAACUGGCCAACCAAAGAAAUCUUGAGUUCCAAGAUCUGGCCGCUGCCAUUAGUGGCAUUGAAGACGGCGUUGGUCGUCUGGUCUUUCAGACAAAGUCGACAAAUCAGUCGAACUCGAUGAUUGCGCUAGAGAUCAAGUACCAGAAGGAUUGA
Ramularia collo-cygni is the source of this 1185-nucleotide messenger RNA. RefSeq lists its product as uncharacterized. The record is from RefSeq and is a predicted model, not a curated record. The coding region runs from base 1 to 1185 and encodes 394 amino acids. Gene Ontology annotation, molecular function: methyltransferase activity. NCBI's taxonomy places the organism in Eukaryota, Fungi, Ascomycota, Dothideomycetes, Mycosphaerellales, Mycosphaerellaceae. The transcript has 3 exons.